AUGUACCCGACCAAACCAUUCCUUAACCAGUUGUUGGGUAAUUCGGUCUGUAUAAUUAGUUUAUUAGGAAAUGGAGCCAUUGUUUAUGCAACAUUACGUUCGAGAGCAUUGCGAAGUCCAUGCAACAUACUCAUUGCUCUGGUAUCCCUCAGCGACAUGGUGAUGAUCUCGUCCAUUCUCAUAACCACCAUCGUUCACAAUAUCAAACCUCUGAUAGCUUCCCACUCAAAAUCGUACAUCAUUGCACAUAUUCUGCCAGGAUGCAUACUUGGGACUGCCUUGGACGUGUUGGCUUUGACAAAUCAGAAGUACGACGAAGAAGUUUUAUGCUCAUUGACUGCGCCUAUACGAGGCCCAAUCAACGACGUAUUCUCGAAAUUGAUCAUAGCCGUGUGCAUUGUAAUUGUGCUAUGCAAUGCGUCCUUCAUGGUCCUUCUGAAGAAGCUCAACUUGAAGGGUGAAAGGACGAAAAGCAUGUACCGUUCCGUUGUUGUUAUUAGCCUCUCAGUCGUGAUUGGAUAUAUCAGCACACUAGCUAUACUUUCUAUAAAAGGUGUACUGCAACUUAGGUCGACACCAUAUCUGGAUCAGUUUGCUGGGCUACUUAUUAAUAUAUCAAUCUCUGUGAAUUUCUUCGUCUACUAUGGCAUAAGCAAAGAGUAUCGUGCAAUAUUCGACAAACUCCUCGGAAUUGGUCACAUCAAAGCUGCAUUGAAGGGUAAUAAGCUUAGUACUGCUCAACAGACGAGUGCUCCAUUGCCGAAUCGCUCGCCGAUCCAAAUUGACGUUACUCGCUUGGACUAG
Haemonchus placei is the source of this 804-nucleotide messenger RNA. Lineage: Eukaryota; Metazoa; Nematoda; Chromadorea; Rhabditida; Trichostrongylidae. The record is from the annotation of a GenBank genome assembly.